CGACCGCUCAUUUUUUCACCAAAGAUUUUGUUUGUUGUUUACAAACUUCUUGGAACCCUCAUUUUAUCAAGCCCAACCAUGAUGCUCUCGUCGUCGUUGUCUUUGCAAACCGCCACUCGAAGACUGGUGACUUUGGCGCUUCGUUCGAGUCGUCAUCAUCAUCCUCGUCCUUGGCAUCAAUAUGCAUCCGUCUGUCAAUUUUCGACCAUGUCCUUGAUCAAAGAACUGCGCGCCGCAUCAGGAGCUCCGAUUGUGGAUUGCAAAAAGGCACUGUCAAAUUCCGACAAUGAUUUAAAGGCGGCAUUGGAUUGGUUGCGCGAACACGGUGCCGCCAAGGUAUCUUCCAAAGUCGCCGAUCGAGAAGCCAGAGAAGGAUUGGUCGCCAUUGCUUUGACGGCACAACACAAGGCAGCAUCGCUGGUGGCAGUGUCAUCCGAAACCGAUUUUGCCGGGCGCAGUCAAACGUUUGUCGAUUUGGUCGAAUUCUGUGCUCAAGCGGCGCUUCUUCAAACGAAUGACACUACUGCUGAGCCACUCGUACAAGUACUACAAAACGACAGCACGGUGGAAAGUGCCAUGAGCGAUGCCAUGGUGGCCAUUCGUGAAAAUCUGUCAUUGAGUCAUGCCACCAAAGUUACGGCCUCCCCCGAAGGAGGUGUCGUGGUGGGAUAUGUCCAUGGAAGAAUUCUACCCUCGCAAGCAGGCACUGCUGCUGCAUUGGUCAGUUUGGCCCCACUCGACAACAAUAACAACAAAGACACUGACAAAAUGUUGGAAACGGGCAAAAAAUUGGCCAUGCACAUUGUCGCUGCCAAACCACAGUAUUUGGAUUCCACCAGUAUUCCAGACGACAUUGUCGAGGCGGAACGAGACUUGCUGGCCAAACAAAUUGCCGAUUCGGGAAAACCACCCGCGAUUGUCCAAAAGAUUGUGAAUGGGCGGCUGCACAAAUUCUAUGCCACGACCUGUUUGCUCCAACAAAGUCACAUGAUUGAAGAAGGGAAUCCUCAAAUUCAAAAACAUCUCACGAGUAUGGGCAUGAAAUUGCUUCACUAUGAACUAUUGUCCGUGGUGAAUUAAUUAGAUCUAGCUAGUAAUUAUUAGUAGUAAUAAACAGUACCAGAUAGACUGGUAUCAGCUU
This is a messenger RNA of Seminavis robusta, 1141 nucleotides long. The record is from the annotation of a GenBank genome assembly. Lineage: Eukaryota; Bacillariophyta; Bacillariophyceae; Naviculales; Naviculaceae.